Molecule: messenger RNA, 303 nt
Organism: Charadrius vociferus (killdeer)
Lineage: Eukaryota; Metazoa; Chordata; Aves; Charadriiformes; Charadriidae
Product: ubiquinol-cytochrome-c reductase complex assembly factor 2
Biological process (GO): mitochondrial respiratory chain complex III assembly
Cellular component (GO): mitochondrial matrix
Source: RefSeq, a predicted model, not a curated record
AUGAGGUGGUUUUUGCUAUGGAGGUUUAAAUUAAGACUUGUGUGAUACAUUAUCCCUUUCCAGAUCGCUGACCCUGAGACCUGUGACCGAAUGUACGAGAGCUUAGUCAGAAUCCACACCAACUACUACAAAAACAAGUAUCCGCGCCUGAAAGACACAAGCUUCACUGGAGUGACAGUAGAAGAUUGCAAGAUGAUAUUAGCAACAGACAUUCUGAAACAGAUGGAAGACAUGAAAAAAGGGACAUGGAAAAAACUGCGAGAAAAGUUUUAUGCCAAGAAACCCGAAGAGGACUCAAAGUGA